Molecule: messenger RNA, 1044 nt
Organism: Parnassius mnemosyne (clouded apollo)
Lineage: Eukaryota; Metazoa; Arthropoda; Insecta; Lepidoptera; Papilionidae
Source: the annotation of a GenBank genome assembly
AUGGUCAAUGAUCUAGCGAAUGGUGCUCCGGAAGGGUCUAUCGUGAGAUUAUCCAAAAACGGAUGGAUUAACUCUGAACUAUUUCUGGAGUGGAUGCAUCAUUUUGAAGCUCAUAUUCCACCAGUUAGACCGGUACUUUUAAUCAUGGAUUCUCACUCUACCCAUGUCAGCCAAGAUGUUAUAGAUUUCGCUACAAAAAAUGGCAUUCAUCUAUUCACUUUUCCAAGUCACACAAGCCAUCUCCUGCAACCUCUGGACGUUUCUGUUUACAAGUCACUGAAAAAUGCAUGGGCUAAAGUGCUAAAUGAUUAUAAGCUUCAACAUCCAACGAGUGCUCCAACAAGGCUUGACUUUUGUCGCCUAUUAACACCAGCCUACGAGCAUGCAUUUCAGCCGUCAAUAAUUAUGAACGGCUUUCGAAAAACUGGCAUUGCGCCAUUUGAUCGAAAUGCCAUUUCUGAUGAAAGUAUUGCCCCAUCAUUGAUGCAGCCAAGUGACCUACAGUCACAGAAUAUUGAACCUUCCACUGAUAAUGCCCAAGCUUCUGCUGUCAAUCGUGAAACUGCGUCACCUUCAGUUUUCUCUUUACUUUCCGUUCCUGAGGUACCACAGUCUUCUUCUUCUAGUACCCGACGAGCUAAGCGGAAUCCACAGACCCGAUAUUUAACACCUCAAAGCACGAACAACAUGGACAGUCCUGAAGAAAACAUCGUCGCCAUAUCAAACGAAACCACAGUCGCCGUUACCAGUGAGGAGACCGUUACCUCGAUUCGUGUCCCCUCUGCUUCUCCAACUCCUGCACCUUCAACUGAAAGCAACCUGAAGCGUAAACUACCAAGAGUCAAGGUAGAGAAAACACCAAAAUCAAAUAAAAGUACGAUGUGUGACUAUUGCGGUGUUCACUACUCCCAAGAUGUGGCACUUAGGAACGGAGCUGUAUGGGUAGAGUGCAUGAGUUGCGGCCACCAAGAAUGUACUGGCACAGAGUCGCCACAGUUCCUGUGUGAUAAUUGUGAUAAAGUAGACUUUUCAGGCACUGAUUGA